GAGCUCCCAAGUUCACUGGUGAGCAGCGCGUGAAGGAGCGACAAGGUGCGGAGUUGAGCCCAGGCUCCGCUCGAACUGGGCGCGAGCGGCGAGGGAGGGGGCGGGCGCGCAGGUCCCGCCUCCCCUGGCCGCGUGCACACACACGCCCACCGCGGCUGGGCUGGCGGAGCGCGGGCGAGUGUGAGCGCGGGCGAGUGUGAGCGCGAGUGUGCGCACGCCGCGGGAGCCACUCUGCCCUCUCCUCGCACCCUGCACAGGGCAUCUCGAGAGCCUGGAAACGUGAACAGGCUUAAAGUAUGGCAUGUUGCGAAGAUGGUUUCUGUCCAGAAGGUACCCGCGAUCGCGCUGUGCUCCGGGAUCAGCCUUGCCCUCCUGCACUUCCUGUGCCUGGCUGCUUGUUUAAACGAAUCCCCAGGACAGAACUCAAAGGACGAGAAAUUGUGCCCGGAAAAUUUUACCCGUAUCCUGGACAGUUUGCUGGAUGGUUAUGACAACAGGCUGCGUCCUGGAUUUGGGGGUCCUGUUACAGAAGUGAAAACUGACAUAUAUGUCACCAGCUUUGGACCCGUUUCUGAUGUUGAAAUGGAAUAUACAAUGGAUGUGUUCUUCAGACAGACGUGGAUUGACAAAAGACUAAAAUAUGAUGGUCCCAUUGAAAUUUUGAGGUUGAACAAUAUGAUGGUCACCAAAGUUUGGACCCCUGAUACUUUCUUCAGGAAUGGAAAAAAAUCUGUCUCGCACAACAUGACAGCUCCAAAUAAACUUUUUAGAAUUAUGAGAAAUGGCACUAUUUUAUACACAAUGAGACUCACCAUAAGUGCGGAGUGUCCCAUGAGACUGGUGGAUUUUCCUAUGGAUGGUCAUGCCUGCCCUUUGAAAUUUGGGAGUUACGCGUAUCCCAAGAGUGAGAUGAUCUAUACCUGGACCAAAGGCCCUGAGAAAUCAGUGGAGGUGCCAAAGGAGUCUUCUAGCUUAGUUCAAUAUGACCUAAUUGGGCAGACUGUAUCAAGUGAAACUAUCAAAUCUAUCACAGGUGAAUACAUUGUUAUGACAGUUUACUUCCACCUCAGACGGAAGAUGGGCUAUUUUAUGAUUCAGACGUAUAUCCCAUGUAUUAUGACAGUGAUCCUUUCUCAAGUUUCUUUCUGGAUAAAUAAGGAGUCUGUUCCAGCUAGAACUGUGUUUGGGAUAACCACAGUCCUCACGAUGACCACCCUAAGCAUCAGUGCCCGACAUUCGUUGCCCAAAGUAUCCUAUGCGACUGCCAUGGAUUGGUUCAUAGCUGUCUGCUUUGCUUUUGUGUUUUCGGCUCUUAUUGAGUUUGCUGCUGUCAACUAUUUCACCAACAUUCAAAUGCAGAAAGCCAAAAAGAAAACAUCGAAGCCUCCUCCAGAAAUUCCACCUGCCCCAGUGUUGAGAGAAAAUCACCCAGAAACGUCUCUCCAGAAUAUACAUGGCAAUUUGAACAUGAGGAAAAGAACAAAUGCCUUGGUCCACUCAGAAACUGAUAGCAACAGCAGAACUGAGGUGGGAAACCAUUCCAGCAAGACCACCACAGUCCACGAGCCUUCUGAAGCCAUCCCUAAGGAGUACUUAGCUUCCAGUCCAAACCCAUUCAGCAGAGCAAAUGCGGCUGAGACGAUUUCUGCAGCCAAAGGUCUUUCCUCUGCGCCCUCCCCCAGCCCUUGUGGCACAUCAAGACCGGCUUCUUUGGGGUCAACUUCUACUCGCCCUGCGUUUGGGUCCAGACUUGGGCGAAUUAAGACCACAGUUAACACAACAGGGACCGCUGGAACUGGGUCGGCCACACCUCCUCCCCCUGCUCCACCACCUUCCGGAUCUGGCACGAGUAAAAUAGACAAAUAUGCUCGUAUUCUCUUCCCAGUGACAUUUGGGGCAUUUAACAUGGUCUACUGGGUUGUUUAUUUAUCUAAGGACACCAUGGAGAAAUCAGAAAGUCUAAUGUAAUUUUGUUGCUAUAGUAAUUUCAUAAAAGAUGAUGGAAAUCCAGACUGUCUUUUUAAACGUUUUUAAAGAUAAGUAUUCUUUACCAAAAUAAAAAUUCUAUGUCAUUUUUUGAAAAUAAAAAUAUAAACAGGUAGAUAUCAAGAGAGUUAAUUCCUCAGUGGACAGAAAGUGAACCAUGUUUCUUACAGAAAGAUGAUUUUAAAAGAAUCUAUUCAGUGUUCAAAUUGGAUGGAAUACAGACUAUUAUGGAAAGUUGGAACAAGAGAAAUAGGGCCAGAAGAGAUAUGUGAUGCAUAUUUUUGCAUUGAAAUUUGAAAGAAAAAAAAAGACUGUGAUAUUUUUAAAUACACCCCAUGAAGUCAACCAGUCACAGAAAAUUUCCCAUUGGCACUGCCCUUCACCAGAAUUGUGUCCUGGAAGUCCUUUGCAAGAAAAACGUUUCUCUCCUAAGCAGAACACCGGGAAGAGGAAAAUAGAACCAAACACUGAUCAAUACAGUGAAGCCUCGGCGUCAUCAAUAAUAGACACCGACUAGGGCAAAUGCGCUUUCUGGCACAUAUUGGUCCAAAAAAAAAAAAAUACUUAACAGUUGACUUGAAAUGUUGUGCUCUGAGCCAAAGUUAAAUUCAUUGUAUAAAUUCUUUUUCAUAGUAACUCAUUCAGUUAUGUACUGUAUACAUUUACUACAUAGUUCCUCAGAGCCUGGAGCGUGUGUGUUCUAGGCGGCUUAGAGACAGUUUUCUAGGGAGGUUCUUUCACCUUUACAGAGUUACUUCAUAGUAGGACAGUCAGUGCAUGUUAAAGAACUGUAAUUUAACCUAGCACCUUGUGUUCUUUAAUGAAGGCAAUUUAGUUAGACUGACAACAUAGCCAAUAGAUUUGUUUCUCCUGCACUGACAGAGGAAAUCAAAUACAUUUGUUCCUAUAGCCACUUUGAGAUAAGUACAUGUUAGUACAAUCUUGAUGAUUGGGUCUCAAACUAUAAUGAAAUAAUGAUAGAGAUUGUUCUAUAGGUGAAAAAGCAUCAUAUACAUGAAACAAAAAUCAUCUAGGCACUGGAAAACCUAACCGAUUACCUGUGUCAAAUUUGAUUCAGGUUACAUAACACAGUUUUCCCACUGGACCAGAAUCAUCCAAAUCAAAAGUCCACACAGGGCGUUUGUAUGCUUAUCCCAGUAGAGAGCAAUAUUUGCUGCCAAAAUGCUAACGUUUUUGCAAGCUUUUGUGCUCAUAAUGUCUGUAUGUCUGGCAUGUUUUGUAUUUGUUUUCUGGGAGUUUGAUAAGGUUUUAUAACCAAGGAACUUUAAAAAUUAAAGGAGCAGUUAGAGAAAAGAAGAAAUAAAAGUAUCCUAGUCUAGGAUGGGGUGUCAGUGACUGUGAGACAGUGUAUCUGGUUUUCCAAGGACUGACUUUGCCUUUUCAUUCUGUAGACCCAAUAGCCUAAUUGAAUCUCUUGCAGCUUCCGAAAUAGCUCAGUCCUGGUUGGUCUUCAUAAUGUUUUACUUCCUGAUUUUUCCCCCUGUAUUUCUACUUGUUAUUGGUAUGUGUAAAGGCAUAUGUUCUGGGUUGAGGGGGGCAAUAUUUGAUAGAAAUGAACAUCUUAUAGGCAGAACUUCUUGUUUUCUAGGAAAAAUUAUACUGAUUAAUAUGAACUUUUGAGUUACUACCUUGCUUUGUAAUGGCUGCCCAUGAAACUUAUAAAAUUUGAAAGCGUCAAAUUUUAAUUGAUCUCCAUCUGAGAAUUCCUUCUUUUUUAUUUCUAACUAUUUUAUAAAAUUAAAACACUUUAAGGUUAUAAAUGUGGAAGAAAUCCUCACUUAUAAAUUGAUUCCAGCAAAAUAAGGCCCAGGAACAUCUGUAAAUAUGUUUAUACAUUUAAUAAAGAGUAAUUGUACAUAAAAGCUUAUACUAAAAUUAUUUAAUGAAUGUGAAAUACUUUUGGCUUUUAGGCCAGUGCUUCGACCUAUGAUGGGGGAAACAUCAUCACUUUUUAUACCAAAUGUGAAGAUCUAUUGCUUUGGAGAUAAACACUCUUUCUAUUUUUUCUUUUGUUUUUGUUUGUUUGUUUUGUUUUCCCUAUUGUCCUUUUUUAAAAAAAUAUAUUUGCUCCUUCUAAACUUUAAAUGCUUUAUUGGCCUUUUUAAAAUAUACUUUUUAAAAAAUGUUGUAGAUUUUAAAAGGAUUGAAAAAUAACUGACUCACUCUGGCUUGAUAGUUCAAACCUGUGACCCCAGUUUUGGGGAGGUUGAUGCAGAGAAAUGUCCUAAGUUAAGAGUGAGUUAUAGGACAUUCUGGGAAAGAGUGUAACACAGUUUUCAAACAGAAAAACGCCCAGGUGAAGAAACAACAAUAAUUUUAAAAACAAAAUGAAAGCGAAUACCCCUGCAGUGGGGGCAGGGAAUAAAAACAGGUUUUCGUAUGCUCCUGAGGGAAUCCUUCAAGUUGCUGUGUAGACCAGGCUAAUCUCAAACCUGAGUUUCAUUUUUCUGUUGCCCAGACAAUUGAUGUGUAUGUGUGUAGCCCCGUCACCAGAAAGGACUAAACAAUUCAAAGAGUCACCAUUGCUCAUUUCAAGACUAAAUUGAUCAAAAUAUUUUUUUUGCUAGUAUACAGACUCUCAGUUGCAUACAGCGUUCUUAAUAAUUACAAUACAUGCUUUGUUUCAUUGCGACUCUUCCUUAUCUUUCUUUUGGUCAUCACUUAUGUCUUCCGCAUCACUCGGAGGAACACUGGAUAUUCUUGUUCAGGUCUAAUCACUUUUCACCAUUAUGCAUAAGAAUCACCAUGGGAUCCAAAAGUCCUCGCCAGUGGAACAAGCAACAAACAAGUACCACCUUCUAUCUGAUAAUGUAGGCUUUUGGGUAACUUCUUUAAAGUUUAAAUUCAGAAUUCUUUUAUAGUUUACUGUUGAAUAUGUUACUUUCACUUUCCCAACUCUAAGUUGGCUGGUUACAGCUGUGUAAUCACCUCUAAUUUCCCCCAGCCAUUACAAGUUAUAAAAUACAUUUGUAUAACUAAUCCAUGGUGAACAAAAUGAUUUGCCUUUGUGCAUAGACCUAGUACUUUCUGUAAUAAACACUUCAAACUGAGCCUCACAAAUCUUAAAGGACAGUACAACAUCACUCUCCUUCAUAUUAGAGAUGAGUCACAAAUCAGCUAACGAUGAAGAUAAAUGCAGUAGGCUGGAAUGGACUUCUGAAAGGUCAUUUUUCAAUCACUCACCUUACCAGGGACCUUAUUUCAAGUCAUCCAUAAAAAUGUGUGUAUUUUAUUUUAUCUUAAGCCAGAAAAUUGUUUCAGCUCCAGGAAAGGGGAUGGAAAGGCUCUCCAUUCACCAGUACCUGAAGUCAACUGGUCUGAUCUUCUAGACUCGAUAAACUUCAGUAGGAAAGAGAAAAAAGGAUCAUCUUGGUUUUAUGUUUUGACCACAUUGUUGUUUAAAAUGAGUCCUGUAACUACCCCUGUGUUAAAAACAUGGAGUUAAAUAAAAAAUGGUUUGCUUAAAUUUCAAUAUUAUGUGAAUGUCAUUAUAAAUAUAAACAUAUACUUACAAUAGAUACAUGAUAUAGUUUAAGUCACAAAAACAUUUUUGUCAUUAUUUAGAAAGUAUACAUUAUUACUUCAAGCUGUGGUUUAUUUCCAAGUAAGAGUCCUUGUCAAUAAAACAAGGCAAAACAAAACUCUCUUUCUCAUGUAUUAGGUAUUUUCUUCCCCCUGAAGGACUAUGCCAUUUAAAGAUGAAAGAAUAUUGAUAUUUUUUUGUCUUUUUUAAAAAUCAUUGCUCAGUGAGCUCCUACUCACUGGCCUUUCCUUGAAGGAGCUCAUAGUGUACCACUGACGGCACAGGUAGAUUAGACGCUACUAAGGAUAACAUUGACUAUAGAGCAGGACCAAAAUCAGGACUAUCAAAGGUGCAAUCAUGAAGGUAAGUAUUAGAAGUAAGUGUCUUAAAACUAAAAAUCCAUGCAGAAAUUGAUGGUGAACCAAAUACACCGUAUCAGUAAAUUAACUCAUGCUAGUAAUGUUCCAUUUUUGUCCAGCUUCAGCUUUUCCAGCCAUGGUGCUAAUGUAGAUGGUAGGGAAAGGACUCUUGUAACUGUGAUUUUGGCGAUGAAGGUUUUGACAGAUCAAACUUCACAGAGAUGACCAUGAACUGAAACUAAUGAUCUGCAGUUCUUCUAGCCCAACCCACCCAACCAACACUCACAUUUGAAAGUAUAUUUGCCUUUUAUCAUUACGGGAACAUGAAGGAUUUGAAAUCUAGAAAGAGUUGGAGCUAGGGAAGUAUAAGUUGUGGGUAGUUGCAGGAGGUGGUAGAGAUAGAUAAAGGAAAACUUUGUGGAAAUUGCUGAAAAAAUGAGUUUUACUCAGAUUAGUGGUGAUGGGUUUUAAAUCUUACAGGAUAGUAAGGAAAGACUAAGACACUCUGCUCCUGCUUGAAGGAAACCCACUGACUGCUGUUGGAACUGUGGCCUGGAGAAGAACCCAGAGGCACUGAGCAGCUGAGUCUUUAUCUGUACUUUUCCAAUUAAUCUUUGACUUCCAUUCCUUUUGUAAUUCCCUUGGUUUUACUAUCAUUUGGUAUGAAAUCCUUCCAAAAUGGGAUUUACAUUUUAUUGUCAUGAUAAGUAAGACAUAAGAUUUGUAAAGAGGACUAGACUGAUUAAAAGACAACAUUUCACACAUGGGGAGUCAGUUAUGCAAUUAUCAAAUAAGAAAAAGUGAAAUUGAUCUUUUUCUCCUACUGCACUGGAGAAGGAACUGAAGUUUCACCAUAUGAUAGGCAAGCAUAUUAUCAUUUCAUCAUUUCAUUAUUCAGGGUGGCCUUGACACAUCUCUGAGAUGUUAGGCAAGCCUCACACUUCAGUUCUGUUUCAGCUUCCUGUUGAUUUUUUUUUUCUGUUUAUGUGUGGAGGAUUUUUUUUUUUGAGGUAUAGUGUCUCUGCAUAAGGGAUUUUUUUGAAAUUGUGAUCUCCUGACUUAGUCUUUUAAGAACUUG
This is a messenger RNA of Chionomys nivalis (European snow vole), 6967 nucleotides long. RefSeq names its product gamma-aminobutyric acid type A receptor subunit alpha4 (gene Gabra4). Gene Ontology annotation, biological process: chloride transport; monoatomic ion transmembrane transport; gamma-aminobutyric acid signaling pathway. Gene Ontology annotation, cellular component: neuron projection; postsynapse; GABA-A receptor complex. The transcript is spliced from 9 exons. NCBI's taxonomy places the organism in Eukaryota, Metazoa, Chordata, Mammalia, Rodentia, Cricetidae. Gene Ontology annotation, molecular function: transmitter-gated monoatomic ion channel activity involved in regulation of postsynaptic membrane potential; GABA-A receptor activity; benzodiazepine receptor activity. The record is from RefSeq and is a predicted model, not a curated record. The coding region runs from base 313 to 1968 and encodes 551 amino acids.